Molecule: messenger RNA, 2470 nt
Organism: Closterium sp. NIES-67
Lineage: Eukaryota; Viridiplantae; Streptophyta; Zygnematophyceae; Desmidiales; Closteriaceae
Source: the annotation of a GenBank genome assembly
AAUCCAGUAGGGUUUCGUGAGAGCCACCUUCGGCCACAACACCAGCCCGCGGGCUGGAUCUCUAGUAGUCUGGUACUGUACAAUUUAGCAAUUUAGUACCUGAUCGCAGAAUCUUAGUUGGCUGGAUCUGUAGGGAAGCAAUUUAGGAUAUCUGUGACUGCGAGGUAGAGCAAGGGAGGCGGUCAGAUCGGGAUUUUCUUCCCAUUAUCGGCAGCCAUGUAUCGUUCAGGUGGCUCCCGUUAUGGCAGCGACUACAGGGGAGGCGGAGGCGGUGGAUACCAGACUUCCUCCCGUCUGUACGUCGGUCGCCUCUCGCAGCGGACGCGCACUCGCGAUCUCGAGUCCCUAUUCGGCAAAUACGGAAGGUGAGGUUUCUGGUUUUUGUUUUUGUUUUCUAAUUGAUUUGGUUUCUCGCCGUGUUGGGUUUCGACAAGUGAGAGGAUCGAUUAAGAUGUUUCGAUCUAUUGAGAUACGACGUGUAUGUACGUACUGGAGAAGGGGUCCCUUGAGUCGUUGAUUUCGUUUCUUCCCGCAAUUACCAGUGACCUCCAUUCUUAUCAUUUACCUACAACCAACCUCAACCCCUCCUACCUUCAACCUUUCUGGUUUUCAAAUCGUUCGCUCGCCGGUGGGUGCGUCCUGGCGGUUGGUCCCGUAGCGUCGGGUGAGAUGCGCGUGCGUCGCUUCGUGGUGCAUGUCUCGCAUGGUGCUCGCUAGCUUUCCCGUGCUGCUUCGCGUUGUCGGUGGUUGCGAUCGAUUUCCCGCUGAACGAGAUGUGAAAGAGAGCUCUUGCGCUGACGUGUUCUGCCACGAUUCGUCGCGGCGAUCGGGGUGCAUUCGCGGACAAAAAUCGCAAUGAUGACGCUCGCGCGUGCCGCGCGGGGUGGUCGCCGUCGUAUGCGCGUGGCGGUCGGUUUCGCGCGUCCCGCGGGCUUCCGCGUUCUUGCGAUCUUGCUUCUUUGCGGGGAUGCGUAGCGCUUAUCGGGUCGAUGCGUAUUAACGGGGGUGUCGCGCGCGGGGUAAAGCGCGGUUUCGCGCGGUUUCGUGGUGUUCCGCCUGUGUGCGUGCUCAACGCCGUUCUGGGACUCGAUGGACUCAUCAAGUGCGGUAUGGUGCGGUAUGGUGCCUGCUUUAGUCUUUUGGUGUGGUGUGUGAGGUUCUGAUAGGUUCUGAUGGGUUCUGAUGGUUUCGUUAGCCAUGAUGGUCGGCCUGCUUGCACUGUCCUGACGGGUUGGCCUCAUGCGGUUUGGAUCAGUGCUGCCUUUUGAUUAUUAAUCAUCUGCCCCUUCUUGCCUCUCGCUUUUCCGGCUGCGUUGUUAAUCCUCUCUCCACACUCUCCCCUCUCUUGCUUUCCUCGUGUGUGCCCGCUUCCUCCUCUCUGUCUCCGUGAUUCUCUCCCUCUCCCGCGUUCUCUUCCUUGCAGGAUUCGUGACGUCGACAUGAAGCGUGACUACGCGUUCAUUGAGUUUAGCGACGUGAGGGACGCCGAGGACGCGGCGCACUAUUUGAACGGCAAGGACGUGGACGGCAGCCACAUCAUCGUGGAGUUUACCCGCAGGGGCCCACGGGGACAGGGCUUCGCAGGUCCGCCUAUGGGCGGCCCCCGCAUGGGGGGAAUCACCCAGGGGCGGUGCUACAACUGCGGCAAGGACGGGCACUGGGCGCGGGACUGCCGCAACGGCGACUGGGGCGGCAAGUGCUACCGGUGCGGGGAGCGCGGACACAUCGAGAGGGACUGCAGGAACAGCCCGGCUCAGAGGUAUCGGUCUCGCAGCCGCAGCCGUUCACGCAGCCCUCGUCGUGGGCGUGACCGCCGCAGCCGCAGCAACAGCAAGGACAGGGAGGAGCGCAGCAAGAGCCGCAGCAGGAGCAGGAGCCGGAGCCGCAGCAGGAGCAACGACCGCGACAAGGACCGCAGCCGGAGCAGGAGCAACGAGCGUGUGAAGGACCGCAGCAGGAGCAGGAGCAGGAGCAAUGAUCGUGCCAAGGAUCGCAGCCGGAGCAGGAGCAGGAGCAACGAGCGCGGGAAGGAUGGGGAGAAUGGCAAGAAGGCUGGCAGCCGCAGCCCCUCCCGCAGCAGGAGCAGGAGCAGGAGUGCGAGCAAGGAGAGGAAGAACAGUCGGAGCCCUAGUGCUGAGAAGAAGGACGAGAAGAGUCCCAGGCGCAGCAGUCGCAGUCCCAGCAAGGAAAGGAGCAAGAGCAGGAGCAAGAGUAGGAGCCCGAGGAGGAGUGCCAGCCCUAGGAAUGAGGAUGGCGGGUCACCCAAGAGGUCCCCGAUGCAGGAUGAUGGGGCGAGGAGUCCAGGAAAGGGGGACGACGAGGGAAAGGAUGGAGAUGAGUGAAAUAUGUGGACUCGGGGUGUGUUGGCGAAGCGUAUAUGGUGUCAUUGUUUGACUCUCAACGCAUAACUUGAUAUGACAUCUCGGUUAUUUUGUUUGUUUUUACCUUCCGUCUCAAAUUACAAGGCCUU